Molecule: messenger RNA, 2454 nt
Organism: Penicillium brasilianum
Lineage: Eukaryota; Fungi; Ascomycota; Eurotiomycetes; Eurotiales; Aspergillaceae
Source: the annotation of a GenBank genome assembly
UGUGCCUCCGACCGGUCCCAUAUAUUCCUCCCCCCCUUUUUUUCCACUUUUCCCUCCACUCGGAACUACUCCGUCUACUCCGUGGGUGUCAUACGUCCCUUUACAUUGCGCUUCUCGGCUCUUUGGCUCGCUUCUCGCGCCAACGCUAGCCGCCCCGUUCCCAUCUCCACCCCCCAAACUCAACUCAACCUUCCCGCUGCCAGCCUCUUUCUCCUCCUCCUCCACCCCCCUCUUCCCUCGUCCGACCUUUUGCCUCAUCCAAUUUCCGUCCUUUUCCCACCCCAUCCACCAAAUUUGAUCCAGCCAAGCUUUCGUCGCUUUAUUCGACCCGCUCCAUUACUAUCAUCGGGCUAGCUGCCUGGUGUCAUCCACCAAGCAGCAAUCGCGCCUUCUAGCGAUCGCAGUAGAUCGUUCGUAUAGCAACCUCGUUUCUUUAACUUGAUUACCGUCUUCCGAUUCCCCGUCAACCUCCAGCCAUGUACAACACUCACCGCGGGAUGGUGCCCGCCCCCAACUCCCGCCUGACGGAGUUGCUGGACCAACUGCGCCAGGAGUUCGAGAGCCAGUCUCGGAGCACCGGUGAAUAUGAACACCAGUAUCACGCAGUAACCGGACAGCUCCAGGAGAUGGAGAUGAUCCGCCAGAAGGUAUACCAGCUGGAGCAGACUCAGAUCAAAAUGAAGGCAGACUACGAGGCUGAAAUCCGAAUGUUGCGACAUGAACUCGAGCAGCGCGGCGUGCAACCGGUCACUUCGCAUAUCGCGCCCGCGCAGCACACCGGUCCUCAGGCGCAACCACCUUCAUUGGGCCACGGCCCCAGCAACUUGUUUGGUGGUAUCAUGACCAACCAAGGAGGUAGUGGUCCCGGUCUUGCCCCUCCCCCCUCCCAGGAUCAGCAGCCAUCCCAGCAUACCCUUCAACAGCCUGCCUCGGCCGCCCAGCCUGGUGCGCCGCAGCCCCCGCAGAGCUUCCCUGGAGGAUAUCAGCCUGGCGCUGCUGUGAACGGCUACGGACCUCCCCCUCCUCCAACUGCAUCCCCUGGCCCCGGUAAGAGUCGUCGCACUGCCCCGGGUCCGGCCACCCCUCAGCAGACUCAGAUCGCCUACCCGGAUCCUCGCGCCUCGCCUCAGAUCCCUCGCCCUACUCCCCCUAAUCAGUCCCUCGUGCGCGCCGAUCGCCCCGGUAACAUGCUUGCCAAUUGGGACCCGGCGGACCUUCCCGCGUCGCAAAAGCGCGAGGGUUCCGAUUGGUAUGCCGUGUUCAACCCGGAGGUUCAGCGCGUGCUGGACGUUGAUCUGGUCCACCAUCUUAACCACGACAGCGUGGUUUGCUGUGUUCGGUUCAGCCGUGACGGCAAGUACCUGGCGACGGGCUGCAACCGCUCAGCACAGAUCUUCGAUGUGACCACUGGUCAGAAUGUGGCCACCCUGCAGGAUGAGAAUGUUGACAAGGAUGGUGACCUUUACAUCCGCAGUGUUUGUUUCAGUCCGGAUGGCAAGUACUUGGCCACCGGUGCGGAGGACAAGCAGAUUCGGGUCUGGGAUAUUGCUGCGCGUACCAUCAAGCACAUCUUCAGCGGCCACGAGCAGGAUAUCUACUCCCUGGACUUUGCUGGCAACGGUCGCUACAUUGCCUCGGGCAGUGGCGACAAGACUGUCCGUCUCUGGGACAUCCUGGAUGGCAAGCUCGUCUACACCCUGAGCAUUGAGGACGGCGUCACCACCGUGGCCAUGUCCCCCGAUGGUCACUACGUGGCAGCCGGUUCGCUGGACAAGAGUGUGCGCGUGUGGGAUACCACCACUGGCUACCUGGUGGAGCGUCUGGAGAACCCUGACGGCCACAAGGACAGCGUGUACUCGGUUGCCUUUGCGCCCAACGGUCGCGACCUGGUCAGCGGUAGUCUGGACAAGACUAUCAAGUUGUGGGAGCUUACCGUCCCGCGGGGCAUGCACCCUCACAGCGGCGUCAAGGGCGGCAAGUGUAUUCGCACCUUCGAGGGCCACAAGGACUUUGUGCUUAGCGUGUGCCUGACGCCCGAUGGCCAGUGGGUCAUGAGUGGCUCGAAGGACCGUGGGGUCCAAUUUUGGGAUCCCGUCACUGGAAAUGCGCAGAUGAUGCUGCAGGGCCACAAGAACUCUGUCAUCUCGGUGGCCCCCGCCCCGACCGGUAACCUCUUCGCGACUGGCAGUGGAGACAUGCGUGCACGGAUCUGGAGAUACUCGACGUACACAGGACGGUAAAAGGAAUCGGCUCAACCACGGCGCAAUAUGACUUUACUUGCUUGGAUUCCUGCGUAGCCAGGUUGGGGCUUGAAUUUGACGGUGUCUUUAUGUUAUCCCUGUUACAAACCUCUUGUCGUUCUUCUGAUAUCUUUUUUUUUGGAUCAAAUAUCUGGUGCUUUGUCCUUGAAUAAUGCACAUGCACAGUGUUCGUUCUUUCGGAGUAGACUAGUAA